Messenger RNA from Glycine soja, 963 nucleotides. RefSeq lists its product as uncharacterized. The transcript has a single exon. NCBI's taxonomy places the organism in Eukaryota, Viridiplantae, Streptophyta, Magnoliopsida, Fabales, Fabaceae. The record is from RefSeq and is a predicted model, not a curated record. The coding region runs from base 1 to 963 and encodes 320 amino acids.
AUGGUGGGAUCAAAGAGGAGUCGUGGGCGGCCACCAAAAACGGUGUCUCCGGUACCUGUUAAUCCUCCAUCGCCGGUGGCUCCACCGGAAAUGGAAUCAGAAAUCCAUGACGAAGACGAAGAUGGUGAUUUGGCUAAUAGUAAACAAGGACCUGUUAAUGGAAGUGAAACGAUGGCUCAAGAAACCCUAAUCGAAGACCAAGAUGGAAUUGGGCAUAAACUCUGGGUUGACAUGAUUAGUGGAAAUAGAAAUCCAGCUAAGGGUAGAGUUAUGCAGUAUGUGGCUCCCAAGGUGGUAGAUGGUGAAAUAGAUGUGAAAAUUGAGGAUGAGGAUGUUGCCCCAGAAUUGAAAUUUUGGGAAACUACUUUGAUCUUGUAUGUCUUAGGUGGAGAUAUCAGUAUGCAUAUGCUGAAGAAUUUCAUGGAGAAGGCUUGGAACUUUGUCUCCUUGCCGGAUAUGUACUAUCACGAUGAUGGAUAUUUCAUGCUUCGCUUCAAAUCUCAUGCGGAUAUGGAUGUUGUUUUGAUGAAAGGGCCUUAUACAAUCAGGAAUAUGCCUUUGAUUUUGCAGGAAUGGAGGCCGGAUUUUGAUCUCAAGAAAGACAUGUUGAGCACCAUCCCUAUAUGGGUGGAAUUGCCAAAACUUCCUUUGCAUCUAUGGGGAGAAACUAGCCUAAACAAAAUCGGUAGUGCCAUUGGAAUUCCUCUGGUGACAGAUGAAUGCACUACACAUAGGCUUAGAGUUUCAUAUGCCAGAAUAUUGGUGGAAGUUGAUAUUACCCAGAAGAUGCUUGAUGAAAUUACUAUUACAGAUAAUAAGGGUUUAAAAAGAAAGCAACCUAUUGAAUACGAGUGGAGGCCAAAAUUCUGUGAGAAGUGCCAGACAAUUGGGCAUCAAUGUGAUGGAGCUACUAAGCAUAAGAUUUGGAAGCCUAAGCCGAAGAAAGUUGAUCCUGAUAAAUAG